AUGUUACUUCUUGGUCGUGCAGGUAACGUCACCGAAUUUAAUGUUUAUUUUUCAUUCUUUGACUUUGUUGACUUACUGUUUGCAAAUUUUAAAGAUUGUAACUAAAACGUAUCGGUAUUCUUUAGGAAUUUUUGAAAUCGACGAGUCAUACAUGAAGAUGACAGUGUGUCCUUUACAUCGAGAUUUGUAUGGCAUUCGCUGGAGGUGCAACAAGACCAGAUGCUCAAUUCGAAAUGACCUUGCAGCACAUAAAUCUUUAUCCGUCAAAGCUCAAUGUGGACUGACAACUUUAUUAUCAUCUUUUAUUUUUAACAAGACCAAGAUAUUUAUUCCUGUGGGAACAGGUACGAGGUUAAUUUAUUCAAGUACAUCUAUUUCCUGCGUAUAAGGUCGGCAGGAAACGUGAGAGAAGUAUGAGGAUAUUUUACUAUGCAUGCACAAGUAGUGCAGGUUUUGUUUUUAACUGAAUUUCCACGUUUUUUGUAGAAUGAAGAAUUUACUUAUACUAAACUUUUAGCAGCAAUGCCUUUAUUUUACAGGAUAUACAGUAUAAUGUAUACGUUAACUUUUUGCUUGUUUUAGGGAUAUGCAGGAGCUGUAAAGAACAUUUAGCUCAUCUGGCAACAGAAUGGAGAACUAGUAAUUUAGUGUCAACUGACGACGAAUCAAGUAACUGCUUAGAAUUAUCAACAUCUCUGCCGCAGAUUAACGCAGAACAGCCGGUAAUAAGAAACAAUUUUAACUUUAUCACGAGCCAUGAUCCAUGCACUACAUUUUAACAGCUUCUAUUCUUUAUUAGGAAGACAGUAAUACUAGUACGUCAGAUGAACUUGUUGAAGAAAUGGAUAAACUUGUACUUAACGAGACCAGGUGGAGCAUCUUCUCUCCAGACACUGCAAGUACUACAUCAUCAUCAUCUUGUGACGUCACCGAUGUUUCUUCUUCAUUGGUUGCUAGAAGAAAAAAGCUAAACGAAUAUUUGGAAGCCUGUAAUAUUCAUCCUUUGAAAAGACCAAUGUCAGAUUGGAACCAGAUAUCAGAGCGCACACAAGAACGAUACAUCCAAAAAACAUGUGAAAUUGUCUCGUCAGUGUUAAAUGAUAUUUCAUCCACUAAUGCCCCACAUCUUUGGAAAGGGCUUCAAACUUCCGGAAGAAUGAACAAAGCAUUUGGAUUAAGCCAUCAGCCAGCAGAAAAAGCUUAUUUAGAAGCCUUAGCCGAAGCGUAUAAAACCGCAGAUAGCUGGGAUACUCGGCGCCAAGUCUUAUCUACCAUGUCCGAUGUGGCUAAUUUUAAUGUCAUUUCAGAAUAUAUUCCUGGUCUCACACACUACCGUUUUACUAUGGCUAAUUUUCAUCGACUUCAGUAUGGAAGGUGCGUUCCAGUUCCGUUAAAGACAUCGCCUCGUCUUCGUAUAUGUCAGCAACAGCUUGACCAUUUUCUGAGCUUUAUAACAAGCCCCCAUUUAGUGCAAGACUUGCUGUUUGGUGAAAAAGAAUUGAAGAUGUCCUCAGGUAAAACAAUUAAAGUACCGAACAUCAUCUGUACCAUGAUACCUCAAAGAAUUGUGAACCAAUACUCUCAGUACUGCAAAGAAAACAAUUUUCAAUCUUUCAGUAAGAGCACAAUGUUAAGAGUACUAGACGAAUGUAGUGCAACCCAUCGUAAAUCUCUUCAAGGUCUCGACAACUUUGCUGCUCAAGGUGGGCGAUCCUUUGAUGACUUGGGCACCGUUGUGCUGACUAUCUCACCUUUAAAGAAAGAUGGCGAAAAUUGGGCAGCAGAAAUGCAAGAGGCUUUGAAAGUGGGAAAGCUUUAUCUAAAAGGAGAUUACAAGGUAACAAACCAAUUAAACAAGGCAAAAUCAUUAAAUAUGUUCUUCGUAUUUAUAUAUUUUACAAACCUGGUAUGAAAUUUAUUACAUUAAUAUUAAUAUUAUAUCUCAACAUAAUUUUUCCUGAAUGCAGUAGGCACUUUACAGUACAGUACAGUACAGUACAGUACAGUACAUUGUCGAGCAUUUGUUUUAUGUGCCAUGUUUUAGUUCUCAUUUUUGCGUUCUAUUUUAAGGUGCACGUCAGUGACAACGCUCGUGCCCUACCAUUGCUAUAUGUACGCGUUAAGCGACAUCACAGAUAAAGAUUUCAAAUACAAGUGCAAACAUAAACAUGACGAAAGGUGCGAGCAGUGUGAAAGUCUUGACUUAACGCUAAAGAACAUAGAACAAGCAAUCGACGAGUGCACUUUUUCCUCGGAGGAAGAAAGAGACGAAACCCUGUAUCUAUUAACAUCUGCAGUGAGAGCCAUCAACUUGUGGAAAGGCCAUCAACUUCGAAGUGUUCGACAAGACGAGAAGACAGUGUACAUAGUGAAUGACUGGGCAAUGAAGUUCCUUCCCCAUCAAUACCGCGAAUCACAGUCAGAUUGGUUUGGGAAAAAGGGAAUCUCCUGGCAUAUCUCUGUCGUUUUUCGAAAAUCGAAUGGCCAAUUAGAGUCUCAAGGCUUCAUUCAUAUCAUUGAAUCUUGUAGCCAGGACAGUGCUGCCAUUGUGUUAAUCAUGCAGCAUGUCCUAAAGACCUUGGAAACCGAGAAUCCGAAAUUGAAGAGAGCAUUUUUCCUCCAAGACAAUGCCGGAUGUUAUCACUCAGCCAGCACAAUUCUUGCAUGCCAUCACAUCGCCAAGACAACAGGAAUAAAGAUUUCAAGGAUUGAUUUCAGCGAUCCGAAGGGUCAGCUGACCGUCUUGCCGCUACUUGCAAGUGCCAUAUCAGAUUGUUUGUAA
Molecule: messenger RNA, 2782 nt
Organism: Paramuricea clavata
Lineage: Eukaryota; Metazoa; Cnidaria; Anthozoa; Malacalcyonacea; Plexauridae
Source: the annotation of a GenBank genome assembly